AUGGGUAGAUACACUGCUGUUCAUGCCAAUCCGCAAGGCGUAGGCGAUGCUCGCCCAACUGCUCUCCAGAUCAUCCAAGACGAAGGCCUCGAAGGCAAACUUGUCGGCAAAGUCAUCGUCCUAACCGGCGCCACCUCUGGCAUCGGCCUCGAAACUGCCCGCGCCCUCUCCACCACAGGAGCCACCCUUUUCCUGACCGCCCGCGACCUUGCGAAAGCUUCAGAAUCCCUUGCCGGAAUUCUCGAGCCAGGGCGCGUCUCCCUAGUCCCCAUGGACAAUGCCAGCUUCUCCAGCGUCCGCGCCGCAGCCCAGCAGAUCCUCGCCCACUCCCACAACAAAAUCAACAUCCUCAUCGCCAACGCGGGCAUAAUGGGCGUCCCCUCCCUCACCCUCACAGAGGACGGACACGAAUCCCACUUCGCCGUCAAUCACCUCUCCCACUUCCUCCUCUUCUCCCUCCUCAAGGACGCACUCCUCGCAGCCUCAACACCAGCUUUCAAUUCCCGCGCCGUCAUCGUGGCCUCCUCUGCUCAUCGUGCCGGCCCUUUCCCCGCAGACCAUGACUACUCCUUCAGCAACACGCCCUACAAGCACGGAAAGGCAUACGCCAACUCCAAACUCGCAAACAUCUACAUGGCGAACUAUCUUGACCGGCACUACGGCGGCCGCGGUCUGCACGCCACCUCGGUCCACCCGGGGGCUAUACUGACGAACAUCACGCGGUACUCGGACCCGUCUGUCAUCGACGCAAUCCUGAAGAUGCCACAUUUGGUUCCGAUAUUCAAGUCGGCGGAGCAGGGGGGUGCGACAACUGUGGUAGCUGCCGUGGGCAAGGAGUGGGAGGGCAGGGGCGGCAAGUAUUUGGAGGACUGCGAAGAGGCGGGCAGGGGAGAAGAUGAUGGGAAUGUGUUUAUGUUGGGGUAUACGACGUGGACCUAUGAUGAGGGCGAGGAGGAGAGGCUGUGGAAGGACUCGGCACAUUUCGUAGGCGUCGAGGCGCACGUGUGAGCGUGUGGGAUGUGUCGCUGAUGGGGAAGCUGAAUGGUCUCGAUGUACUGUCAUGCUAGCUUAGCGUUGAUGGGCAUGGCUAUGGCCAUGCAAUUUGUGUUGAUACUCUCUUCAAAGGACUGGGAGAGAUGGCGAUCUUGUCGAGCCGCCUAAGAUCGAUGAGAUGAAAGGAAAGCGUGCCAUAGUAAUGGAUGACGAUAGAUCAGGAGGGACGAGAAACGUGAGCUUGAUAAAGUGUAGAGUCCCGACUUGGUAUCAUCGAUAGCUUCGGUGUUGCCGUCUCGGUUAGAAAGAAUAGG
Messenger RNA from Paraphaeosphaeria sporulosa, 1307 nucleotides. RefSeq names its product NAD(P)-binding protein. Bases 1 to 1008 code for a protein of 335 amino acids. The record is from RefSeq and is a predicted model, not a curated record. Lineage: Eukaryota; Fungi; Ascomycota; Dothideomycetes; Pleosporales; Didymosphaeriaceae. The transcript is spliced from 2 exons.